UAUUUAGGUUAUUUCAUGAUUAUUGUGUUGGCUUAAACCAUAUUGAUGUUUGAUUGAUCGGGGUCGAUAUCCUCUUUAUAUUCCACGGCACGGCACAGAAGAAGGAUGACCACGAUUCGUCCGUUUGUUUGUGAAGAUUUAUUUAGAUUUAACAAUGUGAAUUUGGAUCCAUUAACAGAAACUUAUGGUCUGCCAUUUUAUAUGCAGUACUUGGCCAGAUGGCCUGAGUAUUUUCAGACUUGUGAAUCAGCCGGUGGGAAGAUUAUGGGAUACAUCAUGGGAAAAGCAGAAGGAGGGGGAGAGAAAUGGCAUGGUCAUGUGACUGCCCUGACUGUGGCACCUGAGUUCCGUCGCCUGGGUUUGGCCAAAACUUUAAUGAAUAAUCUGGAACAGAUAUCGGAACAAAAAAAGUGUUUUUUCGUGGACCUUUUUGUAAGAGUGUCAAAUAAAGUAGCAGUCAACAUGUAUAGGAAGCUUGGAUAUGAUGUUUAUCGAACAGUGCUGGAAUACUACUCUGGUGAUGUAGAUGAAGAUGCAUAUGACAUGAGGAAGGCGCUAUCCAGAGACAAGGAGAAGAAGAGCAUGAUUCCGCUGAAGAGACCAGUCAGACCAGACGAGCUGGAUUGACCAUGAGCCAGGUGGAUCAUCAAGGAGACAUAUUGCUAUGGAUACUCUUAGGGACAGCCAUUUUUGUUCUCAUUUCAGUUUUGUACAUUUUAAUCCGAGAACUUGGAAACCACUUCUCAACCACUUUACCACCCCACCAAGAUUUGUAAGAUUAUCUUAUGUUUUCAAAAAAUAGGUACAUCAGGUUCUUGGUGAAUAUCUGAAGUGUUUGAUCAGUGUGUUAGACAUGGUAUUGCUUUCAGAAUCUGGUUGAUUUCUGUGUGAUUGUAUACGGUAGCUGUUUAUUAUGGCUUCUGUGGUUUUUGGUGGUAACAUGAUUGAUGGGUCUGUCUGUCUACUAAAACCGGCCACCUGUACUCCCUCAGACCUAACGGGGCUACAAGACUUCACCUCUACAUUGAUAAAACAA
Messenger RNA from Saccostrea cuccullata (small rock oyster), 1036 nucleotides. RefSeq names its product N-alpha-acetyltransferase 20-like. Gene Ontology annotation, biological process: N-terminal peptidyl-methionine acetylation. The coding region runs from base 106 to 627 and encodes 173 amino acids. Gene Ontology annotation, molecular function: protein-N-terminal amino-acid acetyltransferase activity. Gene Ontology annotation, cellular component: NatB complex. The record is from RefSeq and is a predicted model, not a curated record. NCBI's taxonomy places the organism in Eukaryota, Metazoa, Mollusca, Bivalvia, Ostreida, Ostreidae. The transcript is spliced from 6 exons.